UGAGGAGGUGACUGUGUAUUUCACCCAGGGGCAGGGGGCUCUGCUGGACCCUGGUCAGGGACGUCAUGCAGAAUUGUGAGACUGCGACCUUGCUGGCAGCCGAUGGGGUGGGGAGUGAAAACAAGGAGGAGAAUUCACUGCAGGAAGGUCCUGAGCAAGGGGAAGUGCAAGGGACGUUACUGGGAAGAUCCAAAGGGAACUUUGACCAGAGCUGUGAAUGUGAGAAAGCCUGUGGAAAUCAGUGCCGGUCAGAGAGACAGCUUGGAAACCAGCCAGAGAAAGGAGUAGGUAGGUUUCAUGUGGCAGAGGAUGGAAGGAACUCAGCGAAACAACAGCCCAGCGGAGAAGCAACACGGGAAAGAGAAAAAAACAUGUGCACCGAGUGUGGGAAAAGCUUCAGUCGGCGCUCUCAUCUUAUUUCCCAUAGAAGAAUCCACACGGGCGAGAAACCCUAUAAAUGCCUGGUCUGUGGGAAAAGCUUCAAUCAGAGCUCAAACCUUAUUUCACACAGAAGAAUCCACACAGGAGAGAAGCCCUAUAAAUGCCUCAUCUGUGAGAAAAGCUUCAUUCAGAGCUCACAACUCAACAGACAUGAGAGAACGCACACGGGAGAGAAACCCUAUAAAUGCGUUGAGUGCGGGAAAAGCUUCAUUCAGAGCUCGGAUCUUAUUUCCCACCAGAGAAGCCACACGGGAGACAGACCCUACAAAUGCCCUGACUGUGGGGAAAGUUUUGAUCGGAGAACCCAGCUUAUUAUCCAUCAGAGAAUCCAUUCAGGAGAGAAACCUUACAAAUGCCUCAUCUGUUGGAAAAGCUUCAGUCAGAGCUCCAACUUUAUUUCGCACCAGCGAAUCCAUACGGGAGAGAGACCGUAUAAAUGCUCUGACUGUGGGAAAAGAUUCAAUCGGAGUUCGCACCUUAUGCGACACAAGAGAACCCACGCGGGAGAUAAAUCCUAUCAAUGCCCAGAGUGUGGGAAAAGUUUCAACCAGAACUCAGAUCUUAUUACGCAUCAGAGAAUCCACACGGGAGAGAGACCCUAUAAAUGCCUGGACUGUGGGAAAAGUUUCGACUGGCGCUCACACCUGGUUAUACACCAGAGAAGUCACACGGGACACAAUCCUUAUAAAUGUGUGGACUGUGGGAAAAGUUUCAGUCGGAGCUCAAACCUUAUUACGCAUCAGAGAAUCCACACAGGCGAACGACCUUUUAAAUGCCUUGAUUGUGGGAAAAGAUUCUGUCAGAGCUCAGAUCUUUUUUCACAUCAGAGAACCCACACAGGAGAGAGACCCUAUAAGUGCUCCGACUGUGGGAAAAGGUUUAGCGACAGCUCGACCCUCAUUAAACAUAGGAGAAUCCACACAGGAGAAAAACCUUAUACGUGCCAGGUCUGUGGGAAAAGCUUCAGUCAGAGCUCCACCCAUACUCGACAUCAGAGACUCCACACGGCAGAGAAGCCCUAUAAAUGCCAGGAGUGCGGGAAAAGUUUCAAUCAGAGCUCCAACCUUAUUCUGCACCAGCGAACGCACACGGGGGAGAGGCCCUACAAAUGCCUCGACUGCGGGAAAAGUUUCAAUCGGAGCUCGAGCCUCGUCGUGCAUCAGAGAAUCCACACGGGAGACAAACCCCACAAAUGCACCAAAUGUGGGAAGAGUUUCAUUCAGAGCUCCAACCUGACGACGCACCAAAAAAUCCACACGGGAGAAAAAAACUGUCAGUGCCCAGAGUGUGGGAAAAUGUUCAGCGACAACUCAGCCCUGAUUAAGCACCGAAGAAUCCAUUCGGGACAGAAACCCUAUAAAUGCCCGGAAUGCGGGAAAGGGUUUAGUGACAGCUCAACCUGUAUUCGACACCAGAGAACCCACACGGGAGAGAGACCCUACAAAUGCCUGGAUUGUGGGAAAAGCUUCAAUCUGAGCUCCAACCUAGUUACGCACCGGAGAAUCCACACGGGGGAAAGACCCUAUAAAUGCCUCGACUGUGGGAGAAGCUUUAGUCAGAACUCGCAUCUGAUUAAACAUCAGAAAGUCCACACGAGGCUGAAAUCUUGAAUGCGGGAGCGGUUGCAGUCGGGGCUUUGAUUGGGUUUGGAAUCAGCAAAUCCAUACAGGGAAGAAACUUCCUCGAUGUCCUGAGAAGGGAAAAU
Messenger RNA from Terrapene triunguis (Three-toed box turtle), 2146 nucleotides. Its product is annotated as zinc finger protein 271-like. Gene Ontology annotation, cellular component: nucleus. The record is from RefSeq and is a predicted model, not a curated record. The transcript is spliced from 3 exons. Gene Ontology annotation, molecular function: DNA-binding transcription factor activity, RNA polymerase II-specific; RNA polymerase II cis-regulatory region sequence-specific DNA binding. Lineage: Eukaryota; Metazoa; Chordata; Testudines; Emydidae. The coding region runs from base 66 to 2051 and encodes 661 amino acids. Gene Ontology annotation, biological process: regulation of transcription by RNA polymerase II; central nervous system development.